Corvus hawaiiensis (hawaiian crow) is the source of this 11943-nucleotide messenger RNA. RefSeq names its product solute carrier family 24 member 3 (gene SLC24A3). NCBI's taxonomy places the organism in Eukaryota, Metazoa, Chordata, Aves, Passeriformes, Corvidae. The record is from RefSeq and is a predicted model, not a curated record. Gene Ontology annotation, biological process: calcium ion transmembrane transport; intracellular calcium ion homeostasis. Gene Ontology annotation, cellular component: membrane. The coding region runs from base 293 to 1894 and encodes 533 amino acids. The transcript is spliced from 17 exons. Gene Ontology annotation, molecular function: calcium, potassium:sodium antiporter activity; calcium channel activity.
GCGGGGGCAGCUGUGCGCGCUGGCCGCCCUGGCCCUGCUGCUGGCCGGCUGCGCGGCCGGGCGCGGCGGUUAUGACGCCCUGAGCUAUUCUGUGGAAAACAGCGACAAGUGGAGUGGGCGGCAGCUGCUGCAAGCACAUGAGCAGAACGUGACUGACGUCCCAGAGGAUGGGGGGCAGCUCUACGUCAGGAAUUGCACCGAGCCAGCUCUCCAUGAAUUCCCCAAUGACAUCUUCACGAACGAGGACAGGAGACAUGGAGCUGUGGUCCUGCACGUCCUCUGUGCCGUGUACAUGUUCUACGCGCUGGCAAUUGUCUGCGAUGACUUCUUCGUCCCUUCGCUGGAAAAGAUCUGCGAACGCUUGCAUCUUAGCGAAGAUGUGGCUGGGGCGACUUUCAUGGCAGCAGGAAGCUCCGCUCCCGAGCUGUUCACAUCUGUCAUAGGUGUUUUUAUCACAAAAGGAGAUGUAGGCGUUGGAACCAUCGUGGGCUCGGCUGUAUUCAACAUCCUCUGUAUUAUUGGCGUGUGUGGGCUUUUUGCAGGACAGGUUGUUGCACUGUCGUCGUGGAGUCUCUUGAGAGAUUCAAUCUACUACACACUGUCUGUUGUUGCACUCAUCGUGUUUAUUUAUGAUGAAAGAGUUUCCUGGUGGGAGUCCUUAGUCUUAGUGCUGAUGUAUGUCAUCUACAUCUUUAUAAUGAAGUACAACUCAACCAUACAUCACUGCUUUGAGAGGAAGACAAAAAACUCUGCAAAUAUGGUGAACGGUUUAGCAAGUAACACGGAAAUGGACGACAACAGCAACUGCGAUGCCACAGUGGUGUUACUAAAGAAAGGUAACUGUUCCAGAAAUUUCCACCGUAAAGCCUCAGUGAUCAUGGUUGAUGAGCUGCUCUCUGCCUACCCACACCAGCUUUCAUUUUCCGAGGCUGGGCUCCGGAUCAUGAUAACCAGCCAUUUCCCUCCCAAAACACGUCUCUCCAUGGCCAGCCGCAUGUUAAUCAAUGAGAGACAGAGGCUGAUCAACAGCAGGACUUACACCAAUGGUGAGUCAGAAGUAGCAAUCAAAAUACCCAUCAAGCACGUGGUGGAGAAUGGAACAGGCCCCAGCAACUCCGCGGAGCGGGGCGUGAACGGCACACGGCGAGACGAGGACGUGGCCGAGGCCGGGAACGAGAACGAGAACGAGGAUAACGAGAACAAUGAAAACGAUGAGGAAGAGGAAGAAGAUGAUGAUGAUGAUGAUGACCAUGAAGGGCCAUAUACACCUUUUGACCUACCCACUGGCAAGAUAGAAAUGUUGAAGUGGGUCUUCACAUGGCCCUUGAGUUUUGUCCUGUACUUCACAGUGCCCAACUGUAACAAACCCCACUUGGAAAAAUGGUUCAUGGUUACCUUUGCUUCUUCUACCCUGUGGAUUGCAGCUUUUUCUUACAUGAUGGUGUGGAUGGUGACAAUCAUUGGGUACACACUGGGAAUUCCAGACGUGAUCAUGGGCAUCACUUUCUUGGCAGCAGGAACCAGCGUGCCAGACUGCAUGGCAAGCCUUAUCGUGGCCAGGCAAGGUAUGGGGGAUAUGGCCGUGUCCAACUCCAUCGGAAGCAAUGUUUUUGAUAUUUUGAUUGGCCUAGGCCUUCCAUGGGCUUUGCAGACCCUAGCAGUGAACUAUGGAUCAUACAUUCGGUUAAACAGCAGAGGACUUAUCUAUUCUGUUGGUCUCCUGCUGGCAUCAGUUUUUGUCACAGUUUUUGGUGUCCACGUGAACAAAUGGAAACUGGAUAAGAAGCUAGGGUGUGUGUGCCUUUCCCUUUACGGCAUCUUCCUGUGUUUCUCCAUCAUGACAGAGUUCAAUGUUUUCACUUUUGUGAACUUGCCAAUGUGCAGAGAUCACUAACGCAGGUGGCAGACUGUCAGGAGGAGCUUCCUUUUUACCUGUGCAAUACAAGCCACGGCUGGCAUCUCCUGGAUGCAGUGCACCUCCAAGUCGUGACCUAUAUCCUGUUCACUGUUCAUAGGACCUGUGGCCCCAUCUAGGUUUGUCCUCUCCCUGGCCCCCACAGCCCGGAGCAAUCCUUCGUCGAUGUGAAGAGUUCUUUUCAACAUUCGUGUGAUUUCCUAGCUCAGUUUUUGAACAGUGUGACUGGGACUCAAGAUGAACUGGCUGCUAACUGGCGUUAAGCCAGUCAAAACUAGUCUGCUACAAUUCCUUCUUUUUUUAAGUUAUUUGAUGGAAGACUAAUUAAUUUAUGACUUAAGACUAUUGCUACAGUGCAGAAGAGGGUACGUCGUAUGGAGGUUGACUUUCAAGGAGAAUCAUGGGAAUUUUUUUUUGGUUGUGGGGGGUGUUUUUUUUGUUUUGUUUGUUUUUAGUUUUUAGUUUUGGGUUUGCAGGUUUUUUUGUUUGUUUGGGGGGUGGGGGUGUUGUUUUUGUUCUUUUUUUUUUUUACUUGCCAGAGAUCAACGUCCUCUCUUGCAUCUUCUCCUUCUGAGUGCUGGGUCUCAAUCCUGUAACAAUCCAAAGGCCACAGGGCAGUGUAAAAUGGAAAUGCAAUUCAAGGUACUCAGCAUAAGAAUGGAUAAAAGAAGAUUGUCGAGGAAAAAACUGAUGACUUUUUACUAUAAAUAGUUAACCUUGUACAGGUGUGAUGAGGAAUGCCAGCUAAAUGUGGAUUCAAAGGGUAAACACCGCUACCAUUUUACUAUGAAUGUUGGAGUUUUAUUUAUUAGGGCGUUUGUUAUUUCCAAGCAAUAGUUUGAUCGACAGCCCAGGAGGGCUGCCAAGGAGGUGUCCUGGUUUUUAAUGAUCUGCGUGUGGAAAUGGAAGGUCAGAACUUUCUCUCCUUCAUCAGAUUUUUUGUUUUGGGGGGAUUCAAUAGUUCAUGUCUUAUUCGUUCUGAGAAGGACGUAAGUACAUGUCAAAACUUUUCUAAAUGAGUUGCAGACACUGGUUUCUUUAAGAGGAAAGAGGCAUAUUUUGCACAGACAUAGUUACUGAAGUCAUAAUUUGCCAUUCUUUAAAGAAUACACUGGACCUGGCCAGAUAUUUGUCGUCUUUAGCAGUUGAAUUUACCUGAUAACAGAUCAUGUGGAUUCAUCACCCCUCCUUUGGGAGGGGGGAAGACACAGACAGAGAUGGCACAUUUUAAAAUGUGGAAUAUCUUCAAUGCAGACUCGCUCACAGAUCUUAAGUUAUUGUGAAAGUUUAGCUAUUCAUUGUUCCAAUAUCCCUGCUAGAUUUUGUAUAAUUCUGUAUUAAUACGCAGGCAGAUUCCGCCCCCUGAGAAACACCAUCACUGCUUCAUUUGUAUGUAUUGAUACUGUGGGUUCUUGCCACUGCAGCUCUUGUAUUUACUUUAAGCACUGAUCACUUCUGAUCCAUUUGGUAUGUUUUUUCCUCUUGUAUAUGUUCUACUAUGAAAUGUAUUAAGAGACUACCAGCUAGGUUUUGUCUAUGGUACAAACAGUGGCAAAUAAUAGUAAAGGUACAGCUAACCCUACGUAACAGAAAGAAAGGAAAAAAACCCAAAACACCAAACCCUAAACUAUAGCAGGAAAUGAAAGAGCUCCAGUUUAAAAGAAAAAAGAAGAGAGCCACGUUCUGUUCACAGAUGAAAAGCCAACUUUUAUUUCAUUUGCACUUUCGGAAGGGAUUUUUCCAGUCUGGUUUCCUUUGGGCAAAAUGUUGUAAGUGAAAAUAUUUACACCCUGUGGUUUCCAUUCAGCUCAGCACCUGGUUUUCUUUGUUUGUUACACCAAACACGUGGAGGCACUGGCAGCUCUUGCACUGUGCGUGGCAGCGAAGUCCUGUGGAAAAAGCCACGUCCCGUUGGCCUCGCUCGGGGAGCAACGUGUGCCGGUGGAUCCCUGGCAAGAAGAAGGAAGGGUCCAGGGACAGGCAGCAGAGAGAGUCGAUGACGUGCCUGCAUCGCCAUUUUUCAUCCUGGAAAGCGUUUGUGUUGCUGCUUGUUGAGCCCUGCAGCUGUGGUUUGAGCAGCCUUCUCGUACCUGUGCCCGCAGGACAUCCUCUUGCGCUAGGAAGCCCACUGUACCUUCCUGUCGUUGGGUCUUUGUUUCUUUUGUCGUUGUUCUUAAUGAGAUGAAUAAUAAUAAUAACAACCACUAAAAUGCCUAAAAUACUUCCUUAAGUGAAAUGAUGUUUGCAACAGUGUGGCACGCGUCACUAAAGCCACCCCACAAACACGCAGCUCUGUUCUCAUAGCGAGAUGCGGUAGCUCCUAAGCAGAGUGUGUGUCCUUGCUGAUAAGUGGAAGGAAAAAAAGGAGAGAAGUUCCAUAUCAGGGCCUAUUAUUACUUCUAUUUUGAAUAUUUAUACUGCUGCUCCAAUGGAGCCAGUUGGAUCUAUUUCUGCGAAAUAGCCAUUACCUAUCCCAUGGCACAAAAACUGCACAAGUAUUUUUUAGGAACUUUUCCUACUGGUGUGCAUUAAAUACUGUAGUAAUUGUGUAGUUUUGUGUUGUGUGUAAAACCUGAAAUACCUUGCUUUGAUACUUGUGUAUGUUCCCAGAAUGUUCUGCGAGUCGCUUGUUCUAAGCAGAAGCAAAAGGUACCUGGAACUGCCGUUACCUGUGCCACAGGAGAAUUGAUAAGCAUGUCCUAGAGCGAUGCUUCCUGCCAGAUGCGCUUCUGAUUUGCAGCUAAACCGUCAGGUCCAGGCCUGGUUUGGAACAGAGCAGACCGACUGAAUGUGCGUAGCGGUGCCGGAGGGAGCGUGCCUCUCACGUGUGGCAGCACAGUCACAGCCUGUGCAAAAGGCCCCAAGGCAAAAAACCGGCAAUUUUUGGCAUCCUUCCUGUACGCCGGCUCCAAAAGUCGCGUGGACGGUUCUAUUCCGAUGCCGUGCAGACUCAGAGCUUUACUGGGCCUUGCAGAGCACUGAGUCUCCCAGAGGCUCUCUCCCUCCCAGGGGUUCUCUCCUCCCGAGGUUGGACUCUGGAGGACAGCCAGCACCUGGCUUCAGCGUCCCCAUGGGAGGCUCUGCUGUGCCCACAGCUGCCCGAGCUGUGAGCCACCUCCGGCUCAGGAGCCAGCUGGGGGCUGGGGGUGGCUGCUCCAGGGGGAAAGGAGGGAGCUGAGGGGCUCUGAGGCCCGGGGUUGGGGCUGCACGGAGCCACCAGUGAAGCAGUGUUGUGUUGGGCUUUUUUAGCAUGACUGUGAUUCAUUUGCAGUUUUAAUCUUCCGAAAGCAAGGAUCACCUUCGCAUCUGAGGCUGCUCCGGUUUUUGGACCAGUCAACUGUUUUUGUUUCCAUUCCUAGCAAUUUCAGACGAUCUUUAAUGACUAUUUCAAAGGGAGAUUAAAGAGCCUUUUCCUCCGUGGAGACGCUUCACUGCAGUUCUGACUUUGACUUAAGUAUGUGAUCCUUGGCUGGCUUCAGAUCUGCCUGACAUGGAUGGCCUCCUUUCGAAGGCAGAAUGAUAGGAUAGGGUAUGAUAACAGAUGGUUUUAAGACAUGCUAGGAAAACUGCUUUUGUCCUUACCAAGGGUCAAUUUUUUACUUGCCUUUUUUCCCCCCCAUUUUUCUUUUUAUUUUUGUUUUUCAUGUGCUGCACUUCUUGAUAGACUUUUUCUGUGAUAGGAACACCAAUCCGAAAUGUGUGCAUGGGAGAUUUUUUACUUGCAUAAUUUGUUGGUUUUGCUGUGAUGUCACUUGCAUGCUUAGUUUCCAGCUCUCUGUCCUCAGCAGUGUCACUGAAAUCAACUGAUUACCUUUGGAUUUGUGAUGGUGGUGCUCGUGGAGAACGAGGGGCAGGACUGGCAUUUUUUCUUGGCGAAACAAAUCAGGUAGAAUGGCAGUCUAGUUUAGAAAAAACAACAUUCAAGGCAGGUGGAGCAACCUAAAGGUAACGUUUAAUACCCUGCUGUCAGAACAGGGCUUUUUAUAUGUCUUUUCCAAAUACCCCUAUUGAUACUUGUGAGUUAGAAUGUAAAUUGAAUAUUGUUGAACAACUUUUUAGAAAACCAUAGCUUUCUGCUGAUUGACAAAGGUUUCUUAUAUUAAGAUUUUUUGGAAACUCUAAUCCUUUCAAUUAAAAUUCACAGAGAUGCGAUAGUGUGACGUUUACCUGUUUCAAAGUUACACCACUGGAGCUUUAAACUUGUUUAAAAAUAAACUUUAAAAAUCAAUCUCAGUGGACCAUGCUUACCUAGAUUCAAAUCUGCCUUGUACUUACAAAGUUCCACUUGAUCAGCAGCCACUGCAAGUCUGUCUGAAGGAGACUUAAAUCUGGGUAAGAAUGUCCCUUUUAGGUUGGCACAACUUUAACUUUUAAAGCCAUGUUUUUAAGGGAAUUUAAACAGUUUAAACCCAUGGUUUUCAGGAAAGCAAUGGAGCUUUGAAUAUUUUGAAAGACCUCAGCCACUUCAGAUUUAAGGAGCUGCAGAGUCUGAGUGUGCUGAAUGGAUGUACCAAGCCAAGUGCAAGGCUUAGUUUCAGGAAGAGAGUUUUCAGUAUUCAGGGACUUGAGUGAAAUCUGACCUUUGUGAAACCAGGGGCAGAACCCCAGUGACUGUUGUAGGGUCAGUGAUGUGUUUGUAGCAGUGAGUCCCGGAAGGGACGCUGCAUUUUUUUGGGUGAGUGACCUUUUUUUUUCUUACCUGAAAAGAUAAAUGACUAUUAAUUUAAUAAGGCCAAGCACCUUUAAGGGAAUUUACAUGAAUAUUCUGUUAGCACUUCCUGGCCUCAAAUCUGAAGCACAGUUCCAAAAUGCAUCUACUUCUGCCCAAACUGCUCGGACUUGUCUGGCUGAAUCUGCAGAACCGAGCUUGGUGUGGACAAAUCCCUGCCUUUUGGAGAAGUUCACUUUAUUCCUGGGAAAGCAAUAGGGUAAGAAAUGGCAGUCUGUUUCAUUGUGCCCUGGGGAUGUAAAUUGGCUAUGAAAUCAAGUGUAUGCUGGCCUGAAACAGUCUGUCAUCACAAGCAAGUUAUCCACUUGGGUUUGGGUAGAAGCAUCUAAUUUCAGGAAGGCUUCUAAAAAAAGCACAGUUUGUUUAAAGCAACAUAUUUUUAAAUGUAUUUAUGUAGCAAAAAUGACUUCAUUGUGGUAUUUUUUAGAUAGGUUUCUGUUUUUCUAAUAGACUUGCAGAACAAGUUUGAAACCCUCCACACCAGAACAACCUGACAGAAAUCUUGUCAGUGUAAUCUUCAUCUGCCGGGUUGGAUUUGAAUGGUGCUAAAAGUCAACGUGAUAAUUUUACAGCAGCAAUGCAACGUAACGUUUUUACUGCCAGCUGAGGAAAAACACACCUCUGGAUGCCUGACCCUGUGAGGAUGUUUGUAGGUGAUUACAGAUCUGCUCCACUGUUGAGCAUUUGUCGCCGAGGUUUUCCAUUGGCGUGCCUGACAAGCAGAGCAAGACCUGGGGUUCCUGGAGGAGAGCAGUGCCUGCUGCUGAACGUUUUGUCCUGUAAUGUGAGGAGAGGGCUGCUGGUACACAGGCCCCUUGGCUACUGGUUACUGCUGCCAGUGCUCCUUUUCCAUAGCAGGAGCAUGUAUUUCUCUGAGGACCAAGUCUUACCUUAGCUCUGGUCAGCGUUGCUUUUGGCUGACGAAUGCUGGAGCAGGGGAGGCAGCAAGGGCUCCGUUCACUUUCUGUGUGUAGAGGCAGAUGUUGGGUGGCAGAUGCUGUGUCACAGGAGGACUUUGGAUAGAGCCUGUAUAAAUGUUGGGACGUUCCAUGAAAUCUUUCCCAAGAGCAGGCAUCCCUGUACACCCAGCAGCCACCUGCUUGCUUCCUUAUUUUGUCUUGCUCCUUGUGUUGCCAGGAUUCAGAAUUUUGCUUCCACUUUCUCAUAAGCUGCAUCCCUCUGACUUUGAAGGCUGAGCCACGUCCUGCCUUCUGUAACACAGAAUUAAUGCUCUGGGCUAGCAGAAAUGGUGUGCAGGCUUUGAUCCAGUAAGCUGAUGGGAGAAAAUGCAAGCAGAUCCUUGCUUGGCGUACCAGCCUCCGAGCACCUGACUCCGAAGAGCAUGAGCUGCCUGCCUGGGAAGUGCCCCAAGCCACUGGGACAAUCAGUCACUGCACAAGUACGUGGGGACGCUUUUCGUGGGAUAUGUGUGUUUUCAGAGACUCUUUCAAGGGAGUUUUGUACCCUGUGCAAACACAUGCUUUGUACAAUAAAUAUAAUUGAUCUAAUUAAGGGAUUCUAGAUCUGACCUGGGCCUUUUACACUUUGUGAAGCCAGAUUAUACUAUAUGGGAGUUUUACUGAGGGACUCAGUUAUAAGUUCAUAUAAUUCAUAGGCAGGUUUUUAGUGUUAUUUUUUUUAAAUGUAUGAACAUAGAUUUGUAUUCAAACAAAAUACAAUAUUUAUACAUAUAUAUAUACACACUUUACCUAGUAAAUUAUAUGUGUUAACUGUUGUUAAAUUGAUGCCCUGUGGUAACCAGCUGUUACUGCAAAGGAAUAAAUUCUUAUCAUGGCAACUGCUAAGAUGCUGUAAAUGUAUGAGUAUUCAAGACAGUCUUAUACAUACCUAUUUAUAAACUCAAGCAAAGUUUUUAUUUGUUUUAGCAAGGUAUUGUGAGUGGUGCAUGGCAGUUGCCUGUCUGUAAUAUAUCAGGUCAAAAGCCUAAACAGCUUAUCUGUGUGCAUUCAGCAAUAUUUCUAAUUAUUGUUAGUCAUUUGAAAUCCCAGUUCUAUUGCUGAAUGUAAAGUUAGCCUGGGGGGGUGGGGAGGGGGAAGAGCACGCACAAGACAUUGAGGAGCUCAGAAAGUUCUGCACUGCAGUAUUUAUGCAUUUUAUUUAUUUAUUUAUCAAACACAGAGAGCUGAGCCCCUGGUUCAAGAAAACAUUUCCCCAUGCUGGCAGAAGAUUUAGGAGCCUAAUUUCGGUGCCCUCCUAAAGCUAAUGCCAAGUUCCCCUGGACCAGGGGCCAAGCAGACUAAGCUAUUUAAAGCAUAAUUCCGUCCUUUUAAGUGGCCACAAGAAGGGGUGAGACCUUCUCAAAUGCUUCUUUUAACUUCUUUUAGUAGAGAAGCUGAGAAAUGCUGAGAGAUCCAAGGAUGCUUCUGCAGCUCAUCUGUAAGAGUAGAAAUAUAUAAAUAAUAAAUACUCCUUGCACUUUUAAUAUUUGUAAUACCCCUGUCCUGAGGUACUGUUUGCAAUAAUCAAAAUUCACAUUUCAAAAGCUGCCCACAAGUAGAUUUUUUUUAUUACUACUUUGUAGAGGUUUUUUUUUGUUCCCCCUUUUCAUUAAGGAAGUAAUCUUCCUUUGGCUUGUUUUGCCAGUUCUUUUUAACAAUAAGUGAUUGGCUCUGGUUAAAUGUGAAGAUCCCCCUAAACCAGGAGUCAUGUGCCAGCAAAUGCUUGGGGGUAGCCAACGUUUAUUGUCCCAGCUUAAUGACAGGGUUGUUCCCAUUUACAGCAGGCAAGGACCUCCCACCUUGAAAUCCUGCAGUAAAAGCCGUCCCACCACUCACAACCACAAUAAUCCCCUAUUUCCACCGCACUGGUUUGGUUUGGGGGGGUCAGCAGAUCUCCAGUGUAGAAGAAUAUAUCACAUCAUCACUAUCAGUGUGGAUGACGUAGGGCUUACUGGGGGAAAACACAACAGCACCAAUGGAGUCCUUUUACAGACCAUGUAUUGGCGGGGACUGGAAGUCUUUCUUUUGCUAGCGUUAAAGACAUGGGGGAGUUAGAGAUCAGGAAAGAAAAAAAUGGAAGAUAAAGGCAGAAUGCACAAAGUACAGCCUCAGUCUUUCAUGAAGGUUUGUAUAAUGUUCAAGUUUUGCAUAGAGUGAGCUCCCAUAUUCUGUCAAGCAUAGAGCUCAGCUGAGUUGUUCAUUCUUGGUUCUCAGAAACAACCUUUUUCUCUCAUGUUUCUCACUGCUGUGUCAGGACCUCUGAGUGUAAUGUGCAUUUCUGUAUCACAGAACUGCUAUGUGAAGUCGCUUACGUGAAGUGAGCGGGCACAUAGAUUGAACCACAACAGGUUUUUGAAAGAAGCCAAAGCAAGAUGUUUGUGUAGUAACUUUGUUCUGAUGGAUUUUUUUUUUUUUAAUGGGUGCCAGAAGCAAAGGACACAAAGUGUGAUUCUGUAAUCAUGCAGCACCAGUGGAGGGCAAAUGCUAGCGUGAAUAGUAUGGCAUCACAAAAAGCUGUCUGUUGUGUCAUUCAGAUAUUGGCAAGUUUCACGGGUCGCAUUUACAUGAAGAUUUGCCUGGAUGCUACUUGAUCUUUGCAACCCUUGGCCUUUGAUCAGGAAAGGUGAGAAGUACUUAGUCCCUUUCUCAGGGAGAAGGGAGAGAGAUGCCUAAGCCAAUGUCUCCGGACUCACCCUGGCUGCACAGGCGUGCAAGUAGCAAUCUGUGUACCUGAGAGCUCACUGGUGUGCAGUGACCUUCGCAGUGCAUUGAAGAUUUAGGGGUAAAUUUUAGUUAGUGUUCCCUUGAGGAACAGUGUGAUUGACUUCACUGUCUCCCCUCGUAAAGCUGAGAAUCCCUACUGUGCAGGCAGUAUGUGUGUGAGAUUACUAACGGAAUGUUACCUUCGUCCUUGCGUCGAAUCUUUGUUUUCCAGACUGAAACCAUACUAGGAAGAUGUUUGUUCGUAAGGGUUUGGGGGACUUUGUUUGAUUUUUUGCUGUCUGUCAAAGUCUUGUGCAACAUGAACCCUCCCGGCAAGGUCUGGCAGUCGUUUGGGUGUUCUCCUUGCUGGUGCAUCCAUUGGAGCUUCAGCCAGUGGGACAUGUGGGAGGGCAGGGGUGGUCCUUCCACUGGUCCCAGACACAGGUGUGUGACAAGCAGCGGAAGGGUCACUCCUGCCGAGCACUCCAGCACGGGCCUGGCAAUCGGAAUUGAGGCACAGGUGAAUCAGGAUUCCACAAAACAAAAGGGUGAGCAGACAGACCUGUUAAUCCUCAAGCGUGCUGCACAAGUUUUAUCCCCUUCGCGUGUUUUAGCCAAGCCCAAACUGUGGCGUGUACGUGGUGCCAAGCCAAAGGCAGCCAAGCUCGGCACCCACGGUCAGCCUGGCAUCACCAAGGCAUGUGGGGGCAGCCCCAGGCCCAGCACUCUGUCCAGGGGGUGUUUAAAUCAUUUCAGGGCCCAGCAGUCAGCUGUUCAAGAUGUGAUAAUUUCACAGAGCUACAGUGGACAAUUUGGGUUUGUGCUGUUGCUGAAGCCUUAGGCUGCUGAAUGUGAUCCCUGCUGUGGCUUGCUCUAAAACAGACACCUGAGACCGUGCCAGUCUGAAUCGUGGGCGUGGUGGGUUCUCUGCCUUGUGGCACAGUCACAGCAUCCAAGCUGCAGGAAACACAGCAAUAAAAGUGUCUGAUAGGAGCACCUUUGGUUCGAGUGGGGAGCAAACGACACGGGGUCCCUUAUCUCUGGGCAAUUCUGUGAUGCUUCUAAUCAUAAGGAAGAAGAUGUAGGUGGAACUGAGUGCAAAUGUACAUAUAAUGUAUGUUCAUUUACAACCAGCCAGAAAGCAAAAUAAGCAGUGGUUUCUAGUAGAAUAAUUCUACUCAAAAUAGCUUUUUAUUAAGUCAGCUUAAAAGUGUUAAAAUGGUGGAGCCACAGACAAAACAUUUGUUACCUUUUGAAAUGAGUUGCAAUGGUUUUGUCAUACUUGUACAAGUGUUAUAAGGUCAGCCUUUCUGUAUGUUUUACAACUUACUGUAGAGUAGUCUUCUAUGCCUAGCUGUUCCACUUGCCUGUGUAAGUUACAAAUCUAACAGAAAUGAAAGCAUGCAUUUUUCUCUGUUUGCUGGUAACCUUGAAAUUAGAAACUUGUAUUUCUGUGUUUUUAAUGUGUUAUAUUAUAAACAAAAUUCACAGCACUAUUGUCUAUGGAAUAUCAAAAAGUUUUAUUAGAAUGAAUUACUUUAAAUGUUUUGUCAAUUGAUUUAAUAAUGUGUCAGACAUCUACACUAAGACAAUAUAAUGUUUAUCAAUAAAAAUAUCCUCUCUUUGUACUAACUUAA